Messenger RNA from Dictyostelium discoideum AX4, 948 nucleotides. RefSeq lists its product as hypothetical. Gene Ontology annotation, cellular component: nucleosome. Gene Ontology annotation, molecular function: structural constituent of chromatin; protein heterodimerization activity; DNA binding. The transcript is spliced from 3 exons. The coding region runs from base 1 to 948 and encodes 315 amino acids. Lineage: Eukaryota; Evosea; Eumycetozoa; Dictyosteliales; Dictyosteliaceae. The record is from RefSeq and is a predicted model, not a curated record.
AUGUAUUCAUCAUCAUCAUCAUCACCACCAUUAUCUUCUGGUAAUGAAGAAUCCUCGAUAUAUUCACCCCAUACAACAGUGAAACCGAGUGGUAUUUCAAAACUAGCCGCUCAACAUUUAAAGAACCCAGCUCCAGCCACACCAGAUUCAAAAGAAGCACCAAGGGUUUCAAGAACAUUAAGAUCCCAAUUAAAACCCAGUGGUGUUUCAAAACCAGCCGCUCCAUAUUUAAAGAAACCACAAGAAAAUUGGCCAGCUCCAGCAGCGCCAGGUUCAAAGGAAGCACCAAGAUUACUAGAUCUCCCAAUCACCAGCCCCUCCACAAACAAGGAAAUCACCAAGGGUUUCACGAUCAAAUUCAUCAUUAUCAUCAUCACCAUUAUCACCAUCAUCAUCACCAUCAUUACUGUCAUUACAGUCAUCACCAUCAUCCCUAUCAUUACCGUCAUCACCAACACCAUCAUCACCAUCAUCACCAUCAUCAUCACCAUCAUCACCAUCAUCACCAUCAUCAUCACCAUCAUCACCAUCAUCACUAUCAUCACCAUCAUUAUCAUCUCUAUCCUCCCCAAGAGCAAAGAGAGCAGCACCAACCCCUCUAAAUUCAAAGGAAGCACCAAGAGUUUCAAAACCAAAUUCAAAUUCUUCCCCAAGAAAGAAAAAAAGAAAAAUUUAGUAUUAAGAGAAAUUAAGAAGCACCAAAAAUCGGAUAAGCUUCUUUUACCUCUACUUUCUUUUUCUCGAUUGGCCAGAGAAAUUUUGGAUGGUUUCGGCACUAAUUUAAGAAUCACUCCUGGUUGUCUUAUAGCUCUUCAAUAUGCUUUUGAAUCCCACAUGACUUUAAUAUUGGAGAAUUGUGGUAUUAUGGCUUUUUAUGGAAAAAGAAAAACCAUUAAUAGAAGUGAUAUGAGACUUCAUUCGAGAAUUUGUCCACUCUUUAAAAAUUAA